CACAUUCUUACCGCAUUACGAAGAAGAUUGCAUUACAAAUUGCCGAUCUACCCACAAGAAGCGGAGGAACCAGGCAAACUGCAAGCAACCUCGGUGAUUGAAAGAGGAUCUCCUCAUGUUUCUGACGCGCAGCGAGUAUGACAGAGGGGUCAAUACCUUCAGCCCUGAAGGUCGUCUUUUCCAAGUAGAAUAUGCCAUCGAAGCAAUCAAGCUGGGAACCACUGCCAUUGGAGUCCGGUCAAAGGAGGGAGUUGUUCUUGUAGUGGAGAAGCGUGUGACGUCGCCAUUGCUGGAGCCAUCCAGCAUUGAGAAGGUUGCAGAGGUGGACACACACAUCGGCGUGGCUAUGAGCGGCCUCACAGCGGAUGCGCGGACACUCAUAGAGCACGCCAGGGUGGAGACACAGCAACAUCGCUUCACCUACAACGAGCCGAUGCCCGUGGAGAGCUGCGUUCAGGCGCUGUCCGACCUCGCCCUGCGAUUCGGCGAAGACGACGACGGCGACGGGGGCAUGAGCCGGCCGUUUGGCGUUGCGCUGCUGGUGGCGGGGUGGCAGGAGGGGGAGGGCCCCGUGCUGUACCACACCGACCCCUCGGGCAUGUUUGUCCAGUACGACGCCAAAGCCAUCGGCAGCGGCUCGGAGGGCGCGCAGUCAACGCUGCAGGAGGAGUACAAGCCGGAGCUGAGCCUGAAAGAGGCCGAGGUGCUGGCGCUCUCCACCCUCAAGCAGGUCAUGGAGGAGAAGGUCACGGCGAUCAAUGUGGACAUUGCUCGCAUCGCUCCCACCUACCACCUGUACACAAAGGAGGAGAUAGAGGAGGUUGUCAGCCGGUUGUGAGUGUAGUGUGCUGCAUUACAAUGAGCCUGUGCUGACUCUGUGAUCAGGGUGCUGAGGUGUUUUUCUAUCAAAGUCUUCUUCUAUCAAAGCCUUGUCAGCAAUGGUUUUAAAGGACCAGGAUGCCGAAUGACAUUUGACGCUCGGUGCAAGGCCACAGCUCAAGGCCACAGAAUUUCUUGUAAUUCCUCGAUCUUUUUU
Molecule: messenger RNA, 1036 nt
Organism: Coccomyxa subellipsoidea C-169
Lineage: Eukaryota; Viridiplantae; Chlorophyta; Trebouxiophyceae; Coccomyxaceae
Product: proteasome subunit alpha
Exons: 7
Coding region: 116-838 (240 amino acids)
Biological process (GO): proteasome-mediated ubiquitin-dependent protein catabolic process
Cellular component (GO): proteasome core complex, alpha-subunit complex; nucleus; proteasome core complex
Source: RefSeq, a predicted model, not a curated record